AUGUCUUUAGCUAUGGACAAAGCCUUAAUGGCUCUAUCGUUGGAUGAAGAAGACGUACCUUUCGUCAUGUCGGAUCUUCCGGAGUUCAGUUCGGCGGAGGAGAACAAGUUAAGCUUGAUAGGGAGAAUCUUAAACCCUGCUCGCCAGAAAAUGCCUCUCCUGAUAAAGAAGAUGCCAAGGAAAUGGCUUAAGGAAGGCAAGGUUCGUGGGAUAGCUCUAUCCCAAGAACGGUUUCAAUUCAUUUUCAAAACUGAACACGACCUGCUGGACGUCCUUGACAGAGGAGUUCAUACCUUUGAAGAGUGGGUAAUUGUGCUUGAGAGAUGGGUGGAGAAUCCUCCUGAGGAUUUUCUCCAAUACAUCCCUCUCUGGGUCCAAAUCAGGAACAUCCCAGUGAACUGUUACACAACAGAGGCUCUGGCUGCGUUGGGGGACUUGGUAGGCAAGACGGUUCUGGUCGGUUUCGACCCAACUAAACCAGUCACUCAAGACUUCAUCAGAGUCUUGGUAAAAUUCAAUGUUGCUAACCCUCUUCGAACGUCCAAGGUCAUUGAGCUGAAAGGAGUUCCAUCAACGGUCCGCUUCAGCUAUGAAAGAGUUCAAAAGAGAUGUUUCACUUGUCAGCGACUCAACCAUGAGAACGACCUUUGCCCCCUAAAAGUGGGACAAAGACAAGAAGAAGCUAAAGCUCGUCGAGAGGUGGCAAUGGAGAAUUUGGAAAAGAACAAACGUGUUCUAUCUGUGGAUGAUCCUCUCUUCGGAGUGCUUGAGGAGAAUCAAGUGAUUGAUGUACAAUCAGGUCAAUGGAAGAUUGCGAAGGACAUUCUGGAUGAAAUGAGGAGAUAUUUGAGGGCUGAGACGGGUGAAAGUCAUGGAGUGAAGGUUGAUAAGAUUCAAAGAUCCGUGACUCUGGCUGAGAAUGGCACAACAUCUCAGAGGCUGGCGCUGAGAAUGGAAGCUCCUCCGAUAUUCACAACUGAUUUCAACAAAAGGAAAGGGAUUGUCUUUGACUACAAUGAAAAGGGAGACAACUCUGAUGCUUUGAGUGUGAAGAGUAACCCAAAGAAACUGAUGGCAGCAUCCUUCUCUGCUUAUUCAAGUGAUGCUCGCAGAACUGCUCCUCCUUUGCUCCUGCUUCAAGAUAAAUCGGAAAGUGUUGGUGAUGGUGGCUCCUCCAAACCUGAGUAUCUUACGGUGUUCAAAGCAGCUAACACUGCUCCCUGUUCUUCCGGGAUACUUAGGAAAAGACCUGCCCCAAGAAGACGCCCCCCGAAAUAUGUUCGUCAGCAGAAGACCAAGGAAAUUAAGAAAGGGGAUGAUAGGCCCCAAGGUGACAAGAGAGAGGGCAAAGAAGUGAUGGGAAACAAGAAGCAGAAGUGUUCAGGGGAGGAAACUGAAGAUUUCUCCAACAGUAAGGCGGUUUGCCUCCAGGCGGUCCCAAAGGAGGGACUGCCCUCUCCCCAAUGA
Messenger RNA from Brassica napus (rape), 1467 nucleotides. RefSeq lists its product as uncharacterized. Bases 1 to 1467 code for a protein of 488 amino acids. The transcript has a single exon. The record is from RefSeq and is a predicted model, not a curated record. NCBI's taxonomy places the organism in Eukaryota, Viridiplantae, Streptophyta, Magnoliopsida, Brassicales, Brassicaceae.